AUGGCUCGAAAAACAAGUGAAUAUAUUUGGUGGAUGUACUUUCUCUUUGUAUUGACAAUUGUUUCAUCAAUUAAAACAACCCAUGGAUGUCAAAUGGAUGGAGUUAUUAUGUGGCCGAUUCCAGUGUCUGAAAGUAUCUUAGAUACACACACUGGAUACGUGCUCGACAGAGGCACAACUGACAUCGAAGACAUCACCACAAUAAGGUACGGCGAGGGCUUAAACGCUGGACCCUACUUAGAAGUUUCCCACGCUCAGAACCGAUUCCAAAUGUGGGUUAACGAUGCUUAUAGAAACUACGAGGAGAACGAAGUCGCCCAGUCAAUGUCAAUGACCGUGACAUUCAGAUGUACCGGAGGCACAACCAAUACUCUGGUGUUUUUGAUAAACGUGAUCGAUACUAAUAACAAUGCACCACAGUUCAGGCCAAAUGACAUAUUUGAAUACGUUAUAACGACACCUCUCGCUCCCGGCUUCCUUGUAACGGGCUGCUUCAAUAACAUUGUCGUCAGAGACAUAGACCUUACAACGCAAAGAAUAGAUUUCGGAAUCGAAGAAAAUCCAUAUAUUGACAUCGCAUAUGAUUCCUCGCUUUCCACAACACCAAAAGAAUUUAAGGCCGUUCUAAGAACUAAAACCUUCAUUAGAACGAUACCUGAACUUCUCACACUUCAAAUUAGCGCAACGGACGUAGAUUUGACUGGAGACCCUCCCAGAACAACAUACGCCACGGUGCAUAUCAAGAGUGAUCCAGAAUUCGAAUUCCCUGAGGAACCGGUAUUCUCUCGAGCAUUUUAUUUGGCGAAUUACGAUGAAGGGAAAAUUACACAUGAUGCUAUAUCUUUGAGACAAGGCUUCGAUGACCAAGUCCAGUUUUCUCUAGACGGUGAUUACGCAACUAAUUUCCAAUUGAACCAAAACGGUAACCAAAUAACUUUAACUGUUAGAACACCACUAUCUAAUAUAGACGUGAGUCAAAUUUUACUGAUUGUCAAAGCCGAAAGGGAAUAUACGAGCGGAGCAUCAGCCACGGUCAUAGUGCAAUUACCUGAAGAAGUGAAUUUGGAAUUUGAAAGGGCUCACUAUAGUGGACAGAUCGAGAACAACAUCUUACGGCUGUCACAGCUGACACUAAUACAAGGCUUUGAAGGGUCCAUUUCCGCUCGAGUUAUUGGCGAACACGCAUCAUACUUUAGCGUUACAGUACAAGGAAAUUCUGUGACAAUAACAAUGGCCCCUCUAACAGAAAAUAUUAUUCGAGACAACAACUUUAUUUAUUUAGAAGUCAUAGUUUCCGCAGAGCGUGGCUUAGGCUCUGCAGUUGUUACAUUAGAAAUUAUAAAGGAUGAUAAUACGACACCAGUUUUUAGUAGUAAAAUUUACACGGGAAAUUAUGACGUCGUCAAUGGACUAAACAUAGAGCCUAUAUAUUUCGUCCAAGGAUAUGAUGAUUCAGUAUCAUUAAAAUUAGAUGGAGAUUCCUCUGAAUUGUUUGAAGUAGAAAGAGACGGUGCUAUCAUAAAGAUUACUUCUUCAGCGUUACCAGUAGAAAUACAUAGCCGAUCGAAUUUAAUUCUCUCAUUAGAAGCAACUAAACCAAGAACUGUUGGAGCGAAUGCAGCAAUUGUUAUCAAUCUUCCUGAAGAACCCAGUGAUGGAAUGAGUCUCCUCGGAUUUGAGAGGGUCACAUACGUGGGAUCCAUAGAAGACAACACUGUAGCUCUGGACUCAAUAGCUUUGACGGAAGGCUUCUCAACCAGCGUUUCCUUUACUUUGUUUGGCGAACUCGUUGAUUUCUUCACCGUGACGGCGUCUGGUUCUACUGUAACGAUCGGGUUCCAUAGGACCAUCCCAGAAGAUUUGAUCCCUACUAACCGAGUUAUUGUCCUAGAGCUCCGAGCUUCAGCCCCACAAGCCGUGUCAGCUUACACUACUAUCGUUCUUACAAUCGCUAGGGAUGAGGAUUCGGCAGCUCCAGUCAACGAUCUUGUUUUUGCUUCACCACAUUAUACUGGAUCGUAUAGCGAAAUGAGUGGUUUGGUAUUCGAAACUCCCAUCUCUUUGUCUCAGGGAUACGAUACCGCAGUUCAAUUUUCAUUAGAAGGAGAUAAUGCGCAAUGGUUUAGCCUAAUCCAAAAUCAAAAUUCAGUUUCGUUGACAUUAAGGACUCCAAUACCGACAGCAGUUAUUGCUAACAACCGUAAACUCAUUUUCUCUGUCGCUGCACAAAGACCUGGCAGUAUCACGAUAAGAACCACAAUCAUCAUUUCCCUGAUCGACGAACCCAGUGAUGGAAUGAGUCUCCUCGGAUUUGAGAGAGUCACAUACGUGGGAUCCAUAGAAGACAACACUGUAGCUCUGGACUCAAUAGCUUUGACGGAAGGGUUCUCAACCAGCGUUUCCUUUACUUUGUUUGGCGAACUCGUCGAUUUCUUCACCGUGACGGCGUCUGGUUCGAUUGUAACAAUCGGGAUCCAUAGGACCAUCCCAGAAGAUUUGAUCCCUGCUAACCGAGUUAUUGUCCUAGAGCUCCGAGCUUCAGCCCCACAAGCCGUGUCAGCUUACACUACUAUCGUUCUUACAAUCGCUAGGGAUGAGGAUUCGGCAGCUCCAGUCAACGAUCUUGUUUUUGAUUCACCACAUUAUACUGGAUCAUAUACCGAAAUAAACGGCUUAGUGUUUGAUACGCCAAUCUCUUUAUCUCGGGGUUAUGAUGAAAUGGUUAUUUUUUAUUUGGAAGGAGAUAAUACGCAAUGGUUCAACCUGGUAAAAAAAGAGAAUAUUAUUUCCCUAACGUUAGCGAUGCCGAUACCCUCAACGGUCCUCGCAAACAACCGAAAACUAAUUUUUAAUAUCGCAGCACAAAGACCUGGCAGUGUCACCGCGAGGGCCACAAUCAUCAUUUUAUUAUUAGAGGGUGAAGAGGUACCAUCAAAUGAAUAUUUCGAUAAAGUUCUUUAUGAGGGUCUGAUUCAGGGAAAUAUUGUGCGGCACGAGCAGAUAAAUGUUUUUGGGUUUCUCGGAGAGAACAUUCGAUUGAUUGGAGAGUAUGCAAGUCUAUUCGGCGCGAACGUUAACAAUGGUGUCAUCACUAUUCAGUUAUCCGGAUCGAUACCAGUGCCGACUGACGUCACACUCAUAGCCCUAGAGCUGCAUGCUUUAAGCGCAAGAUCAGUGCUACUACUUACAGUGGAAUCUACAGAAAACCCGAAUCCGCCUCUGGUUGUUUUCGGGUCGUCGUCCUAUGCUCUGCGCGUCGACAUUACCCGGACCGGUCUCAUCGGUCGUGUUCAUGCAAGCGCCGAUAAUGGAGAAGCGGUCACCUAUUCGCUCCGAACUGAAAACGUUCACUUGGUGGAUCGUUUGUCAGUGAACAACGACGGUGAAUUGCAUCUGUCCGCGCCCGCUAACUCCGGGGUUUACACUUUCGAAGUUGUCGCUACUACAGUCUUCACACGGGCUUCAGCUCUUGCUACAGUACAUUUGACAGUUGAUGCAGCAACGAUAUGCGGUGAUGAUCUUGUUAUGCCGCCUCUUUUAGUUAUAGACAGAGAUGAAGAAUCACCUCACCGCGAUUUAGUUGCUUUAAACCCAGAGAAACACGAAGGAUGUCGUUACACCUUAACAAACCGGUGGCCGGUCGACCAAACUUGGCUAUAUGUUGAUGAUACAGGACUACACACAAGAGCCAUCGACAGAGAACAUGAAUCUAUAGCGUUUAUGAAAGUAUCACAAGUACAAGUUGAACUUAUCCUUCAUUGCGCGAACGAUAAGGUCCGAUCGAAGCGAUCUAUUGACCAAAAGACAAAUUCUGUUGACGAUUAUGGGUCUAAUCAUUGGAUACUAACAGAUUCGAUCCUAUACAACUCUAGGCGUAGUUUUGUGAAUUUGAUCGUGAAUGAUAUAAAUGACAAUGCACCCGUGUUUGUUGGAAAGGAAAAUGAACCGAUCGCUGUGGGCUACCCGAUCUCCGAUUUAGAAGAAGUCUUGCUACCACGCUCUUUGGCCGAGUUAAAGGCCUCGGACGCAGAUAUAGGCGAGAAUGCAGUCCUUCGUUACUGGAGCCAUGAACCCGCGGUGGUGGUUUCUCCUACAACAGGAUUUGUUCACGUACGCUCCGGAGCUCGCCUACAAGAUAACCAAGAGCUUACAGUGCACGCUACAGACAGAAACGGAGAAGGACUCACCGGACAUAUAAAACUACUUGUGAAAUUACUGGAUGUGAACAACAUAGCGGUUGUUACAGUUCAGAAUUCAUUCCUAGAUGAUGAAAUAAAAAUUAUUUCACAACUAAGCACCGGUGUUGGAUACGAAGUUAAAGCACUGAGGUCCGAUAUAAUAUCAGAUGCCGCCCAACCUAGCGACGACACAAGGAAGGAACGUGAUGCGGGUGUGGCUGGUACUACCAUGCAGCUCUAUAUUUAUGGAUUAAACGAACGGGAACCGGUUUCAGUGGAAAGACUAAUAACUGACAUAAAUAACAUUGCAAUCAUCGUGGACAUCGUGGCGAAUGCCAUAUCUCUUGAAGAUCAUCUAGAAGGUCGAGAGAUAUGCGUCAUUGCGGAACGUGAUACCGGCUUGUUGAUCGCGUGCAUACUCCUUAGUAUCCUGCUCUUCAUAAUAAUAGUUGUAGCUGUUGUCUGGUCCAUACUUAAAAGAAGAAAAAGUCCGCAUUAUUCACAAUUCAGUGACAAAAAUAGCAUAGCGUCACGAACUAACUCACUGGGUCAGCUACCGAAAACGGAAGCAGAACAAAAGCCGAGACUUUAUAUAGAAGAUUUAAGAAAAAGUGAACGAAAACUUCAGGAAAUAUUAGAUGCUCCUCCUCUUGAGGAAGUUAAAGCCUCGGCAUCGACAGAAAAACUGAGUGAGCCUCCAACAGAAUCAAUAAUAGAUAUACCUGUAAUGGAACCCAGCUUGCCCAUAGUAAUUCAAUCAAUAGAUAAACUUAAAGAUGCAACGGAUGAAUCUGAUGACGAUGAAUUUGGCGAAAAUAAAAAGAACAGAAGAAAAUCUGUAGUAACCUUCAACGAAAACGUUGAAAAGAUAAUUCAUGUGGAAGAUGAUGAUGAUUCUACCUCGGUUCCGGGGUACGAGAUUUAUAAAUUAUAA
Bombyx mandarina (wild silkworm) is the source of this 5112-nucleotide messenger RNA. RefSeq lists its product as uncharacterized. NCBI's taxonomy places the organism in Eukaryota, Metazoa, Arthropoda, Insecta, Lepidoptera, Bombycidae. The record is from RefSeq and is a predicted model, not a curated record. Gene Ontology annotation, cellular component: catenin complex; plasma membrane. Gene Ontology annotation, molecular function: calcium ion binding; beta-catenin binding; cadherin binding. Gene Ontology annotation, biological process: cell migration; homophilic cell-cell adhesion; multicellular organism development.